CCCCGCCCCUCCCAAAUGGCGGCCGCCGCCUCACGCCAAAAUGGCGCCGGGCGUCGCCUUGGUGACGGCGCGCGGCGGGGGGCGGGGCCCUUCCCCGGGACACGGGGCGGGGAUUGGCGGAGACGGACACGGAGGGCGGGGCGUCUCCUCUUCCUCUAUGCUGCUUCCGCCUUCCUAGCCCUCCCUGGUUACCGGCCGCUCUGCCCAGGCCCCUCGCUUACCCUAGGUCCUCCCGCGCCGCCGCGCUUGACGGCAGCCCCCCCCCAGUUUGCGAUAGUUUGCGACGGGCGGCCGGCGCGCUUUACGGUAGAGGCGGCUUGCGGCGCCGUCGCAGCGCCCCGGCGAUGGCAGCAUGCCGCUGGCCGUGAGCUGGCCCUUCCCCGCGGGGCCGCCCCUGCCCUGGGCGCUGGCCAGCCGCCUCGUCACCGGCCUGGUGGGCACCUACAGCUGCGUCUGGACCCGGUACCUGAACCGGCUGCGGGUGCACAACGGCGAGGUGCUGCACGAGCUGGUGGAGCGGCGGGGGCCCCGCACCCCCCUCCUCACCCUCGCCAACCACCAGUCCUGCAUGGACGACCCCCACCUCUGGGGUUCUCUGAAGCUGCGGCACAUCUGGAGCCUGCACAAGAUGCGGUGGACCCCCGCAGCCGCCGACAUCUGCUUCACCCGGGAGCUGCACUCGCGGUUCUUCAGCCUGGGCCGCUGCGUCCCUGUCUGCCGGGGGGACGGCGUGUACCAGCGGGGGAUGGAUUUCAUCCUGGAGAAGCUCAACCAGGGGGACUGGGUGCACGUCUUCCCCGAGGGCAAAGUCAACAUGGGGCAGGAGUUCGUACGCUUCAAGUGGGGCAUGAACGACGUCCUGCCCAACGCCCCCCCGUACGUGCCCCGUGUGGGGCAGCGGAUCACGGUGGUUGUGGGGCGACCGUUCAGUGUCCGUCCCCUCCUGGAGCGUCUCCGGGCCGAGGGCACAUCGACGGUGGAGAUGCGGAAGGCGCUGACGGAUUUCGUGCAGAAGGAGUUUGAAGUGCUGCGGAGCCAGGCCCGGGCCCUGCACCCUCCCUCGUAGCGUGUGGGGCGCCCCACGGACCAACAGACGAGACUGCCCCGCUUGCGGCAGGACCUCGCCCCACGGCGCGACAGCCCCAGCCGACGGACCGACGGCCCCCCCCCCCAAGCCGUCCCUGCGGCGCCGUGGGGCGCUGGCAGAAGGAUGGACGGACAGACGGACGAGUGCUGCCCCACGGCGUGCCCCAUAGCGUGGCCCCGCUUCCGUGCACGGUGCCAAUAAAGGUGGUGGAGCCUC
Messenger RNA from Chroicocephalus ridibundus (black-headed gull), 1303 nucleotides. RefSeq names its product tafazzin, phospholipid-lysophospholipid transacylase (gene TAFAZZIN). The record is from RefSeq and is a predicted model, not a curated record. Bases 16 to 1023 code for a protein of 335 amino acids. The transcript has 10 exons. NCBI's taxonomy places the organism in Eukaryota, Metazoa, Chordata, Aves, Charadriiformes, Laridae. Gene Ontology annotation, molecular function: 1-acylglycerophosphocholine O-acyltransferase activity. Gene Ontology annotation, cellular component: mitochondrial membrane. Gene Ontology annotation, biological process: inner mitochondrial membrane organization; cardiolipin acyl-chain remodeling.